Phytophthora sojae is the source of this 2226-nucleotide messenger RNA. RefSeq lists its product as hypothetical. The coding region runs from base 1 to 2226 and encodes 741 amino acids. The transcript is spliced from 2 exons. The record is from RefSeq and is a predicted model, not a curated record. NCBI's taxonomy places the organism in Eukaryota, Oomycota, Peronosporomycetes, Peronosporales, Peronosporaceae.
AUGGAUUUCUUCCUAGGCAAUUCGCGCUUCGGCAUGUACUCGACGCCCAACAUGCGAUUCGGCCACCCGCCGCUGCUCCCUGCUGUCCGGAAUUACGUGCGCACUCCUCUCCCUGCUCUGCCUCUGCCCCCUCGUCCACGAGUCAGUCGCUGGCCGUUCCAGUCAGUCGGGGGGCCUGACCAUGUGUUGGAGACCAAGGGCGCUGUCUGCAAGGAGAUCAGCAAUUUACUUGCCAGGGUAGGGAGGGACGCGGGAGAAUAUUCCUUCGGAGACUCUGCCCCCAUGCUACCGAGUCUACCUGGGAUGACGAUCAAGAAUGUUGGUCUCGUGUCACUUCCACUUCGAAAAGAAAAUGUGGCUUCACUGCAAAGCGAAGCGAGGGAAAUAAAGAAUAAGUUGUGGAUGUUGGGCCCGAGUCAAGUGGAGAUGCGGAACCCGGAGUGGAACAAAGCUAUCGAGAAGCUGAGCAAGUUGACUGCAGAGAGAUUGGGGUUUACUGAGGAUAUCAAAUUGCACCCCGAGUUGGUCAUGGUGGUGCUGUAUGGAGGAGGCAGAUUGGACGUACAGCAGGCGGUAGACCGCAGUGGCCGCAGUGUGGCGGCGCUGGAGGUCGUGUUGCCGUCGGUGUAUAGUGGAGGUGCCUUGGUGGUGGAGGAGGAAGGACCGGGCCAACCGUCUCGCUACUUGCUGGGGACAGAUGAUGGCACAGCUGAAUUUGAGCCGCACUUUGCAGUCUACGCGACGGGUGCAUACCGAGCUGUGGAGGAAGUGACGAGUGGGUAUCGCUUGGGGAUGGUGUAUGCGCUGUGCUUGCCUCCGGAUAUGCAGGGAAGUGGCGGGAAACGACCGAACGAUUUCCUGCCGAUGCAACUUGCGGAGGCUAUGAAGAAGUUGAGUGCAAACGAAGUCGCGGUAAAGCGUGAAGGUGGAACGACCACAGCUGAUACUGCCUCCGACUACUCAAUAUUUGCGCUGAUGAUUUCCAACCUACCGGAUCGCGGUUACAGAGGUGUCGACUCUCUUGUCGGUGUGGACAAGGACCGCUCUCAGCUGCUGAGUGCUGCUAAUUUGCUAAUACCACCGGAGCAAAAGCUACAAUUUUAUAUCCUGUGGGCAACGGAAAACAGCAACAGUUUCCAUGAACUGGAAAGGUUUUGUAUCGUUGGAUGGCCAAAGACCAAUGAUUUCAGGAACGUGGUGACAUGGAUCGGCGAAUCUGCUAUUGCAGCUUUCGUUCUUGCGGAUGGCCCCGUUGACGGGGACAGGCUUCGCAGUCUUUUUCGUUUCGAAGCGGAGCAGCACCACUUAAAAAAGGUGGAAGUUCUCAAUCCAUACCUACAACAGCUUGCCAAGUGUGUUUCCGAGUUAGGCGAUCCGACUCUCGCUGAUGAUUUUUUUAAGUUGUAUUUUCCGCGACUGCAAAAGACUCGUCAGACGAUUCCAGUUGUUGCUUUGCUCCUGCGGAAUGCCGGAUGGGAAGCCGUCACGGCUUCUGUCAUAUCUGCCGUUGAUCAGCUGGACAACCCAAUGGGUAUGGCGUUGAGGUUAUCGGAGGCGGUGAAGGGCUUACCUGCUCGAGCAGUUCUUCUUUCGUUUGCAAUUGAGAAGGCUCGAGCUACAAUGAGAAGGCAACCAGUACCUCCGUCAUUCAUUGUUGAUUUUCCUUUGCUCUGGAGGGCAGUAACGGAAUGCAACAACUCGCACAUCUUUCGCAGCCUGGUGGCUGCGAUCUCAAAGUUGAACGCCGAUAUGUUGGGGGUAUACACAGAAUCACUACUCGUUUGCGCCCAACUAUCUCGUUUUCCAGAGCAUCGUCAAGCGCUGGUUGCAAUCGCUUCUCGCCGUCUUGACUGGUUAGCUGGGCUGGCUACACCGGAGUGGAAAAUCUCGCAAGUCACAUUUCCUGACGCUAGAGAGAUAUCGUCUUUUCUGCAAGGACCGCUAACUACCUUGGUUAUUCGCGGAUUCGAUACCCUUGCAGCUGCGCGCGUUCGGGUGGCAUUGCUCCAGAAAAACAUUACGGGGUCUCUGACUAUUUCCGCUAGGGCCCGCGGGAAUUUCGCCAUCGUGCAACUUGUGAAGUUUGCUGUCGUGCACACGGAGGAAAUUGCUCGGUUACAGCUUUUAUUGCGUAAAUGUGGUCGAACGGGGACUGAGAACAUCGACAGCAGCAACAUCACGAUUGGGCAAAAGCGAUCAAGGGAGGGUUUCACAAGCAGUGCAUAA